Messenger RNA from Talaromyces amestolkiae, 1191 nucleotides. RefSeq lists its product as uncharacterized. Gene Ontology annotation, molecular function: ketol-acid reductoisomerase activity. Lineage: Eukaryota; Fungi; Ascomycota; Eurotiomycetes; Eurotiales; Trichocomaceae. The record is from RefSeq and is a predicted model, not a curated record. The transcript has 2 exons. Gene Ontology annotation, biological process: L-valine biosynthetic process. Gene Ontology annotation, cellular component: mitochondrion. The coding region runs from base 1 to 1191 and encodes 396 amino acids.
AUGGCCUCCAAGACCAUCCCUCGCGCUCUGCGCCUUUCCACUCGCGUAGCUGUCCCUCGUCGCACAUUUGUCUCGGUUACUCGAGCUCGCCCUAGCGUUGUCGCUGCCACCCGUGCUCCUGCUGCUGUGGCCACUCGCGGAAUCAAGACCAUUGACUUUGCUGGCACCAAAGAGGAUGUUUACGAACGUGCCGACUGGCCUCGUGAUAAGCUCCACAGCUACUUCAAGAACGACACCCUCGCUCUCAUCGGCUACGGCUCCCAGGGUCACGGUCAGGGUCUCAACCUCCGUGACAACGGCCUCAAUGUCAUCAUUGGUGUCCGUAAGGAUGGUGCUUCCUGGAAGGAGGCCAUUCAGGAUGGAUGGGUCCCCGGAAAGAACUUGUUCGAUGUCGAGACCGCCAUCAACAAGGGUACCAUCAUCAUGAACCUUCUCUCCGAUGCUGCCCAGUCCGAGACCUGGCCCCAGAUCAAGCCUCUCCUCACCAAGGGAAAGACCCUCUACUUCUCCCACGGUUUCUCCCCCGUUUUCAAGGACUUGACCAAGGUCGAUGUCCCCACCGAUAUCGAUGUUAUCCUCGUCGCCCCCAAGGGUUCCGGCCGUACCGUCCGCUCCCUCUUCCGUGAGGGCCGUGGUAUCAACUCUUCCAUUGCCGUCUUCCAGGAUGUCACUGGCAAGGCCAAGGAGAAGGCUGUUGCCAUGGGUGUUGCUGUUGGAUCCGGUUACCUUUACGAGACCACCUUUGAGAAGGAGGUCUACUCCGACUUGUACGGUGAGCGUGGUUGCCUCAUGGGUGGUAUCCACGGUAUGUUCCUUGCUCAGUACGAGGUUCUCCGUGAGCGUGGCCACUCUCCCUCUGAGGCCUUCAACGAGACUGUUGAGGAAGCCACUCAGUCUCUUUACCCUCUCAUUGGAGCCAACGGCAUGGACUGGAUGUACGCCGCUUGCUCCACCACCGCCCGUCGUGGUGCCAUUGACUGGUCCCCCAAGUUCAAGGACGCCUUGAAGCCUGUCUUCGACGAGCUGUACACCAGCGUCAAGACCGGAAAGGAGACACAGCGCUCUCUGGAAUACAACUCACAACCCGACUACCGUGAGCGUUACGAGAAGGAGUUGGAGGAGAUCCGCAACUUGGAGAUCUGGCGCGCCGGAAAGGCUGUCCGCUCUCUCCGCCCUGAGAACCAGAAGUAA